Messenger RNA from Lolium perenne, 3422 nucleotides. RefSeq lists its product as uncharacterized. Gene Ontology annotation, molecular function: ATP binding; protein binding; protein kinase activity. Lineage: Eukaryota; Viridiplantae; Streptophyta; Magnoliopsida; Poales; Poaceae. The record is from RefSeq and is a predicted model, not a curated record. Gene Ontology annotation, biological process: protein phosphorylation.
AUGCAAUCUCACUCAGCACCCUCGUCCUACCUCUGCCUACUUCUCUUGCCAUGCCUUCUUCUCUCGCAACAGGCCACAUGUGCAGCGCCGGCGCGCCAUGCAGGCAUAUCACUGAGGUCCCAGAAGAUGGCCCUCCUCCACUGGAAGUCCACACUUUGGAGCCCGUCACCGCCACAGAUGAGCUCGUGGCAGGAAAACACCAGCCCAUGCAACUGGAGAGGCCUCACAUGUACUUCUGUUCACCAUGGCCGCCCCAUGCCCUGGGUUGUGACUGGCAUCUCCAUGCCAGGUGCAGGCAUCCAUGGCAAGCUCGGUGAGCUCAACUUCUCGGCUCUCCCAUUCCUCACAUAUAUUGAUCUCGGCGGCAACAGCCUCCAUGGUCCAAUACCAGCUAAUAUCAGCUCCCUGUCAUCACUAUCGUAUCUUGACCUUCAACACAAUCACCUCACAGGAGAAAUACCAUGCGAGAUUGGUCACCUACCGAGUCUCACGACACUUCAAGUCUCGCAGAACAUACUCACAGGCUACAUCCCUCCAUCCUUGGGUAACCUAACAAUGUUAACUAUGCUUAUCAUUCACCAAACCAUGAUCUCAGGUCCCAUUCCGGAGGAGAUAGGAAGGCUUGUCAACCUUCAGGGUUUACAGCUAAGCAACAGCAGCUUAACCGGUGGCAUACCAAAAAGUCUCGCAAAUCUGACCCAGCUAAAUACACUCUACCUGUUUGGUAAUCAACUGUCAGGCCCUAUUAUUCCAGAACUAGGCACGCUAGUCCAACUGCAGAUUCUCGGUCUUGGCACAAAUGAUUUGUCAGGUCCAGUUCCACUCUCCGUAACCAAUCUCACUAAGAUGAACUCACUUUAUCUCCAGAAUAAUCAGAUCACAGGUUCGAUACCUCAAGAACUAGGUAACCUAUUAAAUCUACAGUGGUUGGGGAUGUAUUCCAACCAAAUCUCUGGCCCUAUUCCUGCAACUUUAGGAAACCUCACAAACCUACUAGGGCUAGUCGUCCAAGAAAAUCAGCUAACGGGUUCCAUCCCGCAUGAACUUGGCAAUCUGGUGAACCUACAAGUAUUUGUUUCUUAUACAAAUCAACUUUCUGGGUCAAUACCCAAGUCUUUGGGAAACCUGCAAAACCUGCAAGUGCUGCUCCUAUACAAUAACCAGUUAACAGGAUCAGUUCCUCAUGAAUUCGGGAAUCUCACAGGCAUAUUUGACCUUGGGUUGAGCAAUAACUCACUUUCGGGACCUUUGCCCUCCAACAUAUGUGAGGGUGGUAAUCUUCAUACACUAGUUGCCGAUUCAAAUAUGUUGAGUGGCCCAAUACCAUGGAGCUUGACGACAUGUAAAAGCCUGGUUUGGCUCAACCUUGCCAUGAAUCAGAUAACUGGAGAUAUUUCUCAACAAUUUGGAGUGUAUCCAAACCUCAACAGAAUAAAUUUGAUAUCCAAUAAGCUCUUUGGACAUAUCUCUCCAAAUUGGGCUGCAUGUGCCCAACUAGAGGUAAUAAACCUAGCAGAAAAUAUGAUUACGGGUUCCAUACCCACAGCUCUGUCCAAAUUGUCCAAUCUGGCAUUACUAAAACUCCAUUCUAAUAAUCUCAGUGGCGAGGUUCCGCAAGAGUUAGGCUCUCUGAGAAAACUAUAUAAACUUGAUUUGUCAUCGAAUCAGUUAUCGGGAUACCUACCUUCACAGCUGGGAAUGCUGAGCAAUUUAGUAUACCUGGACAUAUCUGGAAAUAGUCUGAGUGGAUUAAUACCUGAGGAACUAGAGGGUUGCACACGUCUAGAGUCCUUAAAUGUCAGCAGUAAUAAAUUCAGUGGUAAUUUGCCAGGUGCUAUUGGAAAUUUAGCAAGCCUGCAGAUAUUGUUAGAUGUGAGUAACAACAACCUCAGUGGCACGUUACCACGACAACUUGGAAAAUUGGACAUGCUAGAGUUUUUGAACUUAUCCCGCAAUCAGUUCAGUGGAAGCAUUCCAUCCUCCUUUGCAAGCAUGGCGAGCCUUUCAACACUCGAUGUGUCGUACAACGACUUGGAAGGACCACUCCCGUCAAUCCGUCUACUUGAAAAUGCUUCAGCAAACUGGUUUCUUCACAAUAAAGGUCUUUGUGGUAAUUUCUCUAGCCUGCAACCUUGUUAUUCAACUCCAAUAGUAGCUAGUCAUCAUAAAAGAAAGCUACUUAGUUUGCUCUUGCCCAUUGUUCUCAUUGUGGGUCUUGGCAUUCCUGCUGCAAUUGCUGUCACAACAAUUCUUAUUCGUAAGAAGAGAAAACUACAAGAAAGCGGUACUGCUGAAGUACGGGACCUAUUCUCUGUUUGGAAUUUUGAUGGGAGGUUAGCAUUUGAGGAUCUAAUAAGGGCAACCGAAAAUUUCGAUGAUAGAUACAUCAUUGGAACAGGAGGAUACGGCAAAGUAUAUAAAGCAGAACUCCAAGAUAGGCAGGUAGUUGCCAUCAAGAAGCUUCAUCCGACUGAAGAAGAGUUGAAUGAUGAAAGAAGAUUCCGUAGCGAAAUGGAAAUCCUAUUACAGAUCCGACAACGAAGCAUUGUCAGAUUCUAUGGAUUCUGCUCUCAUCCAGCAUAUAAAUUUCUCGUCUACGACUACAUUCAGCAGGGAAGCCUCCGCAAGGCCUUGGAAAACGAGGAAUUAGCAAAGGAAUUGAAUUGGCAGAAGAGACUUGUUCUUGCAACUGAUGUGGCUCAGGCAAUAUCUUAUCUGCACCAUGAAUGCAGUCCACCUAUAAUCCAUCGAGAUAUCACAAGCAACAACAUCUUACUUGAUACUACCUUCAGGGCCUUUGUCUCAGAUUUUGGCACGGCAAGGAUUCUUAAGCCCGAUUCAUCAAACUGGAGUGCACUAGCAGGAACAUAUGGCUACAUAGCUCCUGAACUGUCGUACACAUGUGUCGUGACAGAGAAAUGCGACGUCUAUAGCUUUGGCGUGGUUCUGCUGGAGGUGGUGAUGGGGAAGCAUCCAAAGAAUCUCUUAGAUGGUAGCUUGUACAGUGGUGAACAAUCUAUGCUGGUGAAAGAUAUUCUGGACCAACGGCCUACUGCACCGAUGACAGCAGAAGAGAAAAACUUGGCUCUCGUCAUCAAGCUGGCCUUCUCUUGCUUGGAAUCUUCUCCUCUAAGAAGGCCAACCAUGCAAGAGGCUUACCAAACACUUACACAGCGACCCUCUUCUGGUUCGGUUCACUUGCCUUUCAGUGUACUUACAUUGCAGCAGCUCACGGAUGCAUGCUGACAAUUAAACCUGCAUCACAUCACAUGCACUUGCCCCACUCAUCUAUAAAUAGGCAUCGGUGUGUCAUUUACAUCAUAAAACUCCGACAAACAAUAGCCUACAGCUAUCUCAAGUGAAGUGAGCGAGAUUGGUCAAGAUUAGAGGAGAGAGCUAGGCAAUUGAGCAAUGACGGAGAA